CAAGAAAUCAAAUUGGUGCUUCAGACCCCCAUAAAAUUCUCAACCUUACAUGCAUGCAGAGUCUUUCCAGGCUUCAGUCCCCCGCCGUCGAGGUUCUCUCUCGAAGUAGGCCUCUGAUCUCCCCAGAACAAUGAUGCUGGCUGCCUGAAGUCGACAUGCCCCGCGCACCAAAAUCCACGCGAAACACCCCGGGCCUUCCCUCCACGACUUUCGUCCUGGACGACGGUGGCUACAGCAUCAAGGCUGGCUUCGCACCCUCCGACCCCGUACCAGACACGGACGCCUUGCGACGAUGUCAUAUCAUCCCAAACUCCAUCGUCCGCAGCCGUGACAGAAAAGUCUACGUCGGUUCCCAAUCCGAGGAAAUCACACAAUGGAGCGAAGCCUUGUUUCGUCGCCCUGUCGAAAAUGGCCAAGUCGUGAGCUGGGAAGCGCAGAAAGAGAUAUGGGACCAAUCAUUCUUCGAUGAGCGAGUUGCUAAGAAGGAUCUUCUGGUUAAAAGUCCCGGGGACACCACCUUGAUCUUCACAGAGCCACCCAAUACUAUGCCUGCUUUCCAGAAGAAUGCAGACGAGAUUAUUAUGGAAGAGUGGGGGUUUGGAGGCUAUACCAGGGUAAUUGGCCCGUCACUUAAUGCCUACAACGAUCUUCACCCACUAUUCGAAGGAGCAUCCUACACAAAGCCAGGCAACGAUCCUAUGGCAGACCUGCCGAUGGAAUGUGUGCUCGUGAUCGACAGCGGCUACAGCCAUACCACCAUCACGCCGCUGUUCAAUGGCCGACCAUUGCACCGAGCAGUCCGCCGGUUAGAUUUUGGCGGCAAGCAUCUUACGAACCUUUUGAAAGAAGCCAUCUCCGUGCGGCACUUCGACUUGCAUCAAGACACCAAGAUCGUCAAUGACAUUAAGGAAGACGUCUGUUUCGUCAGCAAGGAUUUCCGAAAGGACCUGGAAAAGACCUGGAAGGGAAACAAACCGAAGCAGAGAUCCGUGCCCGCAAAAUCCAAGGAUUCGGACGACGCUAUGGACGCCGAACAGAUGGUCUCGCCGGAAGAUGAGGAGAUCCGAGUCGACUAUAUUCUCCCUGAUGGCAUCCGCCUUCUUCGAGGGUUUAGCCGUCCUCACGAUCCCACCCCCGCCGCUGCGCGCAAGCGCAAACAGGUCGCCGUCUCCUCCGAGCCCGACGCCGAAAUCUCAAUGACGUUGGGAAAUGAACGCUUCUCUAUCCCAGAAAUUAUCUUCUCACCUGGCGACAUUGGCUCGAAGCAGCCUGGGUUACCGGAUAUUGUGAUGCAAUCCCUUAGUGUCCUCCCGCCGCUCUUGCAAGUCACCAUGCUCAGCAACGUCCUUUUAGUCGGCGGGAAUGCGCAAAUUCCUGGCUUUCUGGAGCGGCUCGAAGCCGAGCUGCGUAUGAGGGUGAAGACCGAAUGGAUGGUUCGAGUUCGUAAGAUGGCGGACCCGAUCACGUCGACUUGGCUUGGGGGCGCCAGGUUGGCGAGUGGAUUUCCUGGGAUUGUCAGAGAGUAUGGUGUUACCAGAGAAGAGUACCUUGAACAUGGAAGUGCGUGGGUUGCGAGGCGAUUUGUGAGUGGAGGCAGUGGUAAAGGUCCUUGAAAGAUUGAGGACACCUGCAUUGUGGGGUUCUAUUCGAUCAUGGACUAUUGCCAGGAUGAGGCCAAGGCGAGGAGUGAUCUGACUGCAGAUCCAACAACGACCUCUAGGUAGCUUGCCUACCUCCCUACGCGAGGUACCAAUACCUCUUAAGGCCCCGCUUCCACGUCAAUCCAGACGCAUCUGAGCUGAGAUGCGUCUGAGCGAAAUCCUGACCACAGAACGCCAUCCCAACAUCCACCCAUCCAAUUGUAUACCUGAUGGCGGGGAAUGCGCUGGUUCAUGGCUGCAUUGUCUGCGGUUUGAUGGAAAAGGAAUUGGGGAGAACCGUGAUCGGUCCAGCUACUGGCAUUUUGGGCGCGUGAGUGUUAAUAUCGUCUAAUUGCAGCCAAGACGAUGAUGCCUGAGGACGGCCGAGUGUUUGAGGAACCGGGCCGCAGCCACCAGCGAGUUGCCUGGUGACGAUGGUGAUGCUCAGGUCCCGAAAGUUUGUGGGAAAUGCGGCUCCAAAGCGAGGAGGGUCGUCGAGAGAAAUAGUCUCGGAUGCCCCUGGCUGCACAGCAACAGCAGGCAGGUCGUUUUGGAGGUGUAAGAGCAGCUAGCUCUCUUCCAGGAAAACGGAGAUCAGAUGCGCUGAAGGCGGUCGGUCUGCCUUGCCAAAUACCUUCGACGAUGCACCAGCACUACCUCGAAAUGCAGAAUGAGAUGAGUCAAUGUUCCCCAUCAUUCCAAAGGGGAAGCUGCCUGGGUCUAUUCAAAGCCCAAUUCCACGCGUACAUCAGGCCAACGCACGCGGCUGCUGCAAAAACUGCAUGCCGUACGAGAUUCGGCGUCUGAGGAGCGUCGAUGUGGUGGUGGAGAUUGAUAUCUCCUGCAUCUCCUUGGGCUCUGGCUUUAGGGGGAGUCGCCGUUGCCGUCGCCGCUGCCGCCGCUGCCGCCGCUGCAUCUGGAUCUGUCUCCAGACCUUCUGUAUCUCUGGCCUCGUCCCCGGCCUUGGUAGUUGGCUGUUCGUCACGAGUGUCUGCAAACUCCCGAGCCGCAGACUCGUCCUCGUCCUCGUCCGUCUCCGAGCCCCAGCCUUCGUCUGCGCUGUCUUCAUCGUCAUCGUACAGGAAAUUCGCGGGCGGAUCUAGGUACAGUCCCUCGUCGUCGUCGUCGUCGUCGUCGUGGCCAUCGAAUUGCUCAGACCCUGAUUCAUCGUCUGCCAGAUAUGCGUCGGUCGGGUACGCGCCCUCGGGGUACUCGCCUGCAGGAUAGCGGGGGUCGUCGGAGUAUUCGACCCGGAGGGAGUGGUCCGGGUAGGCGCUGUCGAAGUAGUGAUAUGCGCGGAAGCGCUCGCGCUCGCGCUCGUCGGCACGGUCGUCCUCGGCUGCGGUGUCGUCGGCGAAUAGGCCGCGGUCAUCACGCUCUGCCCGUGAGUUGUCCCUGGAUCUGAGACUGGAUCUAGUAUGAGCUAGACGAUGUACCUGCGACGUGGCGAUGUCUACGAACGGGUAGCUUCGAGGCCUGGGGACCGGCAUCGGAGGCAUCGGGUCGUCGACGAGCUCCAUGGCCUUGGCCAUGGAUUGAGUCUGCAUCGCGGGGGGGUUGGACGCUGGUGUCUUGGUCAUUUUUGCCAUCUGCUAGGGUUGGAGAUUGGGAUGCUGCGAUGUGGAAGGAAGCAAAAGCAAAGACGAGACAAGAAGCUUCACAAGAAAAGGGAUGAGAACAAACGAAGUGUCAAGAUACAAACGAAGUUUUGAAAGUAAUGCUCAUUCUCACGGUGACGUUUUCC
Molecule: messenger RNA, 3384 nt
Organism: Cladophialophora immunda
Lineage: Eukaryota; Fungi; Ascomycota; Eurotiomycetes; Chaetothyriales; Herpotrichiellaceae
Exons: 2
Coding region: 156-1613 (485 amino acids)
Cellular component (GO): Swr1 complex
Molecular function (GO): nucleosome binding
Source: RefSeq, a predicted model, not a curated record